This is a messenger RNA of Lepisosteus oculatus (spotted gar), 9665 nucleotides long. The record is from RefSeq and is a predicted model, not a curated record. NCBI's taxonomy places the organism in Eukaryota, Metazoa, Chordata, Actinopteri, Semionotiformes, Lepisosteidae.
UCUCGUCCCCACUGAGAGCUGGUGUGUGGGGAGAGCACUGGUGCACUAUGGCUGCUGUUGCAUCAUCCACGUGAAGGCGAAACAUUGGUGGGGAGCGUGGGAUUUAUUAUGACCUCUUAAGUGCUUUGAGUGGAGUGUCCAGAAAGGUGCAAAGAACUAAUACCCCAUGUUCUCUUGCAAAGGGGUGCUGACAAGACAAGCUGAUGUAACUGUUGCCAGGUCAAAAACUGGAGGUGGGGCUGACUGAAAGGAGGGGGACGCUUGUUACAAUAUCGGCAGGACAUAACCCGUGACCUGUGUUGUGUGUUGUGUUUCCUGGGGCAGAGGAACGCCAGAGGUGGCCUAGGAGAUCGGAGACAGAGACAGAGACAGGAUCGUGACACUUCAGUCCGUCUCUCGCCGCUGACCAGAGAGCCUGGGGCAUGGGCCGCCCAUCGCACUGAGAAUGGAGUCACCCAUGGAGAGUGUCCCGACGCUCUCUAAGCCCCCUGUUGCCUCCCCCCCUCCUUCUCCGUCCCAAGACAACAGCCCCGAAGAUCCCCCCAUUUCCCCUUUAACCGUCCUCUCUCCAGGAUACCCCCUAUCCCACUCCCCCUCUCCCUUUCCGGAUGAUGACGAAGAAGAAGAUGACGACGAAGAAGACGAAGAAGAUGAGGAUGAUGACGAAGAAGAAGAGCCUUCUGUUCCUCCCUCCCCCACCCCAGCUGUCGCCCUCUUCCUGGGCGGAGCCGAUCCGGGCAGCCCGAUCCCGGAGGAGAAUGAUUCCGAUCCUCUCCCUUAUUCCCUCCCCAUUUCCCAGCCGCCCGGUCCUGGCGCGGACCGGAUCCUGGGGUUCGGGGCUCUGGAGGCGGCCCUGUCCGAGGCCCAGGACCCCAGCCUGAGUGACGAGCUCGACCUGCAGCUGUUCCACAACGGGCAGAGGGGAGACAGCGUGGCGCCCGCGUUCCGCUGCGAGACCUGCGGCCAGCGCUUCACCCAGUCCUGGUUCCUCAAGGGUCACAUGCGCAAGCACAAGGACUCGCUGGACCACAAGUGCCAGGUGUGCGGCCGGGGCUUCAAGGAGCCCUGGUUCCUCAAGAACCACAUGAAGGUCCACCUGAACAAGCUGGGGCUGAAGACCGGCGGGGCCGGGGCUGGGGCCGGAGUGGGAGCCGGGCCGGGCGAUCCAAACCAGGCGAUUCAGAACCAGGCUUUCGGGGCCCUUUAUUCUGGGCUCCUGCUGGCCAGAGCCGGCGGUGGAGGAGGAGGAGGAGGAGGAGGAGAGAGGGAGGCCUUGGCGAAACUCUUAGGGGCUGGAGCCGGGGAUUGUGGGACCGGCGACGGCGGCGGUGGCAACAAGGCAUCGAUUUUGGGGUACCUGGGCCUGCCGGGGGAAGCGGCAGGGGGGACCAGCUGUGUGGAGAGGCUGCAGGCGGCUGCCCAUCAAGUAGCCGAAAUGGGAGCCAGUGCAGCGACAGGAGGAGGAGGAGGAGGAGGAAGAGGAGUGGCAAGCCAGGCAGCCGUAUGGCACCUGGUUGCCCGGAGCUUGGCGGCGUCCCAGCAAGCUCAGCAGCAACAACAGCAGCAGCAGCAGCAGCAGACAAGGCCGAAGCUCCAGAAGAAGAGCUCUGUGGCCGGGGAGGCCGAGCAAGUCCGCGCCUACCUGGGGGGGCUGGUGUCCAGGGAAGAGCACCUGGCCGCGUCUUCUUGGGAAUGCCCGGAUUGCGGGAAGCUCUUCCGCACCCUCCAGCAGGCGGUGGUCCACGCCAGGGUCCACGCCAGGGUCCACACCCAGCGGCCGAGGAAGACGAGGGAGCGAGAGAAGGAGGAGGGGGCGGCCCAGCCGGGGAAGAGGCGAGGGAGCGGAGUCGGAGGGCUGGAGUUCGGGGCGCAGAGCCACCCCAAGGCUGGAGUGCUACAGGAGCGAGGAGGAGGAGGAGGAGGGGGCGUAGCCGGAAAGAUGGCUGGGUCAUCUGGAGGAUAUCAUGCUGUGCUGACCCAUUUCCAAGCGGAGAACGGGCUCAGGGGGACGCCUGCAGCCCCUGCCCCGGCCCCGGGCCCGGCCCCGGCCCUGAGGGAGCGCGUGCGGGGCACCGGGGGUAAGGACUGCCCCUACUGCGGGAAAACCUUCCGCUCCUCCCACCACCUCAAAGUGCACCUGCGGGUCCACACAGGAGAGAGGCCCUACAAGUGCCCACACUGCGACUACGCCGGCACCCAGUCCGGGUCUUUAAAGUACCACCUUCAGCGCCACCACCGGGAGCAGAGGAACGCCGCCGCGGCCGCCGCCACCACCGCCACGGCCGCGGCCGGCUUCCUGGAUGACCACGCCUCUCCCAGGGCGCCUCAGUCCUUCUCCCUGGCCCACCGGGAGCCGUUCGGGAGGCCGGAUUUCGCGGGGCUCGGGGGGGCGGGCGGCGACUCCCCCAGGAACAGCAGCCUCUCGCCCCACCAGCAGCAGUGGCAGGCGGGGUCCUCGAGCCGCAGGAAGCGGAAGGAGGCCCGCCGGAGCCCGCGGGAGGUCCCGCAGGAAGGGCUGCACUGGCUCGCGAUGCCGGAGACAGAGAAAGGAGGAAGCGGAGGAGGAGGAGGAGGAGAGGAGGCCUUCCCCGGCUUCCAGAGCUGGGCCACCGAGGGGCCGCGAGUCAAGGUGCCCAAAUCGUCCCGCCGGAAACCGCUGAGCACCAGCAAGUUUGCUUCGGCGGCCCACGCUAAUGGGAAGAGGGGCUGGCCGGGGGGGGGCUUUGAACCCCUGGAUCUCUCCCGUCGGCCUCCCCAGGACCCCGGGGAGGAGGGGGUGACGCUGCACCAGUGCCUGUUCUGCCCCUUCCGCACCUCCUCCGCCGAGCUCAUGGCUAUGCACCUGCAGGUCAACCACACCAGUAAGUCCCGGCGCAAGGACCGGGGGAGAUACCUGGGAGGGUCAGUCGCAACCCAGAGGGAGGCGCUACCCCCCUGGCCGGGACAGGGCCCGGGAGGAGAUUUCUGGGCUGACCCCUUGCUGGGCAUCCGCAAUUCCCCCACGGAGGAUUUGAAACGCCUCUUGCUGUCUGAAACGGGCCUUCCCUCCCGCCCCCGGAAGAGAGCCACUGCCAAUGGGAUACUUCCGGAGGAAAGUGGCACAACAGCCCCCAACAGUACCCCCCCGGAGAGAGAUCAAGCACCCAGGGAUCCGACCGCAGGAGAGUCCCAAGGAAUGGAGUUCGAGGAUGGGGAUGGAGGACGAGAGGAAGAGGAAGAGGAGGAGGAGGAGGAGGAGGAAGAGGAAGAGCGGGAGGCACAAAGCAGCCAGAGCAGCAGCACUGGGGAGUCUCCGUCUCAGGGAGAGAGGAGCCCUCCAAGUCCAGUCCUGCCCCCAGAGAACCAUCUCUCUCUGGGUUUUGGGUCAGGAGAGUUACCAUCGGCGAAAGAAGACCAGAGCAUCGGGGGCGACUAGUCGGGUCUCUGGAGGGAGACGGGACAAGCGAGGUGGGGUGAGGGAGGGAAGCUGUUAGGGGGGAGUUGUAGGCAGGGAGGAGGAAUGGUCACCAUGCUCCCUUGUGGAUUAUCUACUCCGCUUCUUAGCUGCCUCUUGCAGACACUCCUCCACGCCACCCGGAUCCUGGGAAACGACAGUGACGACUGGGAGGGCUCUCCCCGGCCACUGGUUUCAGCUCACACUUCCACUGCCCUCACCUGUCCCAAGAGCCUCUGCACAACUGGAAGAACCCUGCCUACCCUUCAGAUUAAUUACCUCCAUAUUACGGAGGAGAACCGUCAAAACCCUGCAAAAGCACAGCGCUACGAGGUUGGCUGGCAGGAGCUUGCUUGGAUGAAUUGUGGCAAAAGCCAUGACGAAUCAAGAGAUUAGUGAGCACCAAUUAAACAUUGCCUAACCUUCCAGAACGGCAGAAGAGGUUGUUUCCAAGAUUUGGAGGUUACCCCGACUUUUCCAGAAAACUGGGGGCUCUCCAGUUCCUUUGGGAAGAGGACUCCUUAUGCCAGCUUCUUGCCGGAUUCACAGGACUGUUUCACAGUUACUCUUAUUCACAAGUUAUCACUUUGCUGGCCAUUUAGCUUAAGCUUUUGAGCAGAGGCCAUAGUGCCAGUUCCUGCCAGUCAACAAAAGUCCUAGUUUGGGUGUUCAGAGAGUCCUUCAAAAUCCAUAUUCUCCACCAGACUUCCAAGUAAAAACCACAAUUGCCUAAACCUGAAUUCUGGAGGCCUUUUUGGUGAUUUCUGAGUUUUCCUAGUUUCAUUUAGUGUGAAACCAGAAAUGUGUCCCUCUUUCUCCCACGCCCUCCUCCUCAUCGUGUCGGCAUUACAGGUGACAGACAGUGCCUUGAUCUGCAGAAUGCUAAAAUAUAUAUAUAUAGUUUCUUGUUCCAGUGUUAGAAUGUUGUUGUCUUCUGGAUAGCUUCCCUGUACAGAGACAUGUCCUUUUGUUUAUUUGUUUUUAAAACCAGUAAGCAGAUCAAUCAGACAUUGACUGGCGUUACGUUUCAUACAAUAUUAUGACAACGGUUCAAUUAAAAGGCAGCUGACAGCCCUCUGUCUCGUGGACAAAGGGAAACCCAUCCACAUUGUCCAGUCACUCCCUUGCACGGAUAAGGGAUUUCAGCCAGGACGUGCACAGGAUCGCCAUGUCCUGCUACGACAAUUUACAUUACAUUCAUUGUGAUUCGCACUUGCCUGACAACUUUGCGAUUUUCAUCGUUGAGCGUUGUAGUCUGUCUGGAUGCCUUGGGUUGAUUAAUACUGUCUGAAAUGGCAACCGUUGCUUCUACAGGGGUUAAAGAAGUAAAGGGGUUUUUGGAACUACCCACCCAACACACUUUCCAGGAGGGGAAGUCUCUUCCUUGCCCACUUCCCCUUCUGUCCCUUUGUAAAGUUCUGGAGGUCUUUGUGCUGAAACGACAGUUCCCGAGCUCUUCCUGCAUUUCAUUGUCACCCUGGGACAUUCUGAAAUCGGGGAUCUCCCUUCGAUGAUGCUAUCUGCCCUGAGAGAAGGAUGUACCUUCUGAGGUGAAGGCCAUCUUUCUGCAUCACCCUUGCUUGGCUGUGCCUCUGCCUCCACCCAAUGUAGAGCUGAAAUCUCACAGUGCUGGAUUUGCAGCAGCGUGUCCCUGAUGGGGGCAGCUCUCCAAGAUCAGAUCUCCAACAAUGACAGUGAAGUCCAAGUGGAAGUACGGAAAUGGCUUGGGAAACGACCACAGAGUAGAUCCAUAGCCUCGUUUUGGCUGUGAUUGCCACGGGGAUGUCUCUGGUUCCGAGUUCAACUAUAAAACAGUCUGGGAGCAGAAUUUCCCCGGUGAAGAUUCCUGGUUAAUUCUGGUAGAUGUUAGCAUCGGAUUUCUCAGGGUCAGAGCUGAUAUUUAUUGGAAAAAAACUUGCUUUACUCCGCUCAACAGUGAACGUCUAAGAGUAGUCAAGUGAUUACCUACAGAAUGUGAACUGUCCCCUUCAAAGGUUUGCUGUAAUAAUCUUGUCUCUACUGUUUUUUGAAAUGGUUGCAACUGGAAAGUGCAGGUCUUGACCUGUUGGAAUGGGAAACCUGUAGAUCCCAAUUAAUGAACUACUGGAACUUCCACUGGGUUUGGUGGGAUACCUCAUUGCUGGUCUCUCUCACAUUCACAUUGUUCUCAACCAGGCUAAAGGACACCGCAGGUGUCCUACCCUUUUCCCCAUGUACCGGAGAGAACCCACCAUGGAAACAGUAGGACGCCUGCCGUUUACCUGGGAAGUUGUCGGGAUAUGAACUCUGGGAAGGAAAAAUGGCAUCCCAGGUCAUUUCCUCUGCAGUAGCAAGACAUGGAGAGGUUCAACACUAUGUUUUGUUUUCUGACAUCUUUAAGGACAAGGGUUGAAGUGUUACAGAAAUGAAACAAGGGACAUUUUCUCUCGUUUACACUAAGUGCCAGUAUUUAGGACAGCAUCAAUGUACAUCAAAGGAAUCAAUAUUAAAAAAAAUACAUAAAGAGACUUUUGUUUUUUUUUGUUUUCUCAAAAUUAGAAAAUAAGCUGAGCAAACUGGAUUUUUCCCAAAGUACCCCCCCCCCACCCCCACACACACCCCCACGCAGGAGGAGAAAAGAGACUGGCGUGGUGGAAGAGGGGUUGAAAGGGUGAGAUUCAGGAAAUCAAGUUUUGGAAUUUUUAUUUCAAUAGAAAAACCCGAAACUCAAACAUUCCUUUCGGGGAAAAGAACGUAGUGCUGGCCAGCACUCGCGUGGCACUGUCACCCAGGGGUGCCGAAGCUAUAUUGUUCGUUUCUCCUUCUUUCUAGGUCUAUAGAUUUUGAAGAAAAUAAAUAAAAGAAAUGAAAUAUAAAACACUAACAAUAAAUGGAUAGGAACCCAGUAGAAAUGUGUAGCUUUUAAAAAAAAAAUGUCGUUUUUUUAUUUUAUAAUUUUUAUUAUUAUUAUUUUGAUAAAAUGUUAAUGUCAGCAAAGGAUAUUAAUAAUAAUUAUAAUACAUACAUAUAGUGAAGACUGUGGAUUGAAUUGUGUGGAAAAGCAAAGCACUGUGGGAGAUAUUUUCUUUCUCCAAAAUAGAUUUUUUCUUUGAAAAUGAGACCUGUCUACACAAGGAGUUGUUGACUUUCAGCUCGCUAGCAGCACCAAUUAAGGCAGUAGUGUUCUGUACCUCCUCGACCUUAAUGUUGUAUUUCCUGUCCUGUUGAGUGUUUAUUACUGAGGGAUUCUCUGCUAUCUCCUCUCUCUCCCUGUCUCCUGUCUUGUUGUGUGUGUUCAUUACUGAGGGAUUCUGUUAUCUCCUCUCUCUCACUGUGUCUCCUGUCUUCUUGUACGAGUUUAUUGCUCAGAGAUCCUCUAUGAUCUCCUCUCUUUCACUCUCCCCUGUCCUGCUGUGUGUGUUUAUUCCUGAGGGACUCUCUGUUAUCUCCUCUCACGCUCACUGUGUCUCCUGUCCUGUUUUUCGUUUAUUACUGAGGGAUUCUGUUAUCUCCUCUCUCUCACUGUGUCUCCUCUUCUGUUUGUGUUUAUAACAGGGAUUCUCUGUCACCUCCUCUCUCUUGGUGUGUCUCCUGUCCUAUUGUGUUUACUACUGUGGAGACUCACAGAUAUCAAUGGAAUGGAGCAGAGCAUAUGAGCUACUGCUUUAACCUGUAUAUAUACAAUGGUGCACCUUAUAAUUUUCUUCGUAAUGCCCAUGAAGUCAAUCUUAUUUCGGAUCAAUCAUGUUGUGUAGCGAGUAUUGUGCCUCUGAGAGACAAGAGGAUGAGAUCCAAACAGUUUCUCUCGCUCCUGAGCAAGAAUCUGCUUUCCUGCUGGGGAAGGGUUUAAACAAGACAACCUGUACUUCUGUCCAAAUCUGCAACAAAACUGACCAAGCGGUUAAGAAGCAAUAAAACUUUCAUUCAGUGCAGAAGCCAAGAGCCUCAGUGGGACACAGGCCCCUCUUCUGUUUUUUUAUCUCUGUGUGCGAGACCCACCGUUUGUCAAAGUUCAAAGUUCAAAGUUCAGGAGCUGUAGGCUGGGGGAGUCUUCAGUCGCCAGGCUAUCGAAGCAAGCCUGGUUAGCAGGACAUCCUUUUGAAGAUUCCAGCUCAGGGCGGUUCAGUCCCAGUCCUGUAGGGGGCGCUGUGUCUGCAGGUUAAAUCAACAAGCAGCCUCCGCAGAGCUGGGAGAGACUGUUGAACUGUUUCGCCUCCUCUGUGAUUGAUCAAGCCUGGUCCAGCGACCUCGGUCUCUCGCUGUGAGCAGGGAAACAGUGAGCGUAGAAACACUGUAGCUCUGUGCCGAGAAGAAUGUAUUCUUGGUUGGUAGUUUUCAUCGGACUCCAUUUUCGAAAAACUAGGGAGACCCGACAGGGGGGGUCAGACUUGCUGCAGAUCUUGCACUGGAGCGAUAGGAGCUGUCUGGAGCAGCUCCUCACACCUCUGCUGGUCAGUUCGGAGCCAGACAGUCAGGGAGCCAGACAGGACUUGAAAGGCACUGCCCUCAUCCCUCAGUUACCAGGAGCUCUUCAUCCCAAUAUGUAUAAUAGAGACUGCCUGGAUGCCACGUUGAGACUUCUAUUUAAUAGAAUAACUAUAUAACACAAUAUGCUGUAUCUUGUAAGUUAUAAGAUAUGGCUUAUUAUAAAUAUAAAUAUUUACAUCAUAUAUAUUCCCUGAUCAGAGACCUUGCCUAAAAUACCACAGACUGCUUGGAUCUUAUAUUACUGUAAUUUCUAUAUCGGAAUUAUUAAUAUUAUAAUUAAUCAUAAUAAUUGGGGGCUGACAUUGCACUUCCUUCCAAGAUCGCCUCUUGGCAUUCUGGCCUUCGAUUCUGUCCCUUUCUAAAAGAAGACAAAAAAACGACGAUUGUUAUGAUUGUUGUCUUGAAUAUGGGGGGAAAGACGUCGGUCAAUAACCAAAGUGCCUUCUUUUGCAAGCACUUCCUAGAGUCUGUUUCAUCAGUCGUUUAAAGCACUAGUUAUUUAUCGUCUGCUCGCUGGUCGGUUGUCCCCUCUCGCUCUCUCUCUCUCUCUCUCUCGCUCUGUGCCUCCUGUUCCUGUGCUUGGGCUGAUCCACGCAGGAGGCACGGGACAGGAGACACAGCGAGAGAGCCGAGACUGUACGGUAGAUACAGCAGAUUGUUACGAGAUCAACUUGUUAUUAACGCCUUUUAAUGUGAUGGGUCACGUGAUGGUUUUUUAAGGUGGUCAAUACUGUACUGUUCUUCUUAUUAUAAUUAUUAUUAUUGGCUGGACAUGUGUCUGUUGAAUGUUGUACAGAUAGCACUAGACCUGUCGUGUUUUCAAUGAGAUCACAGACCCACCAUUUGCUUUCCAAUCUCAGCACUGUGAGAGAAAAUGCCGGACACUAGGACGGUGAUCCCAAAUAUUGUCCAAGGUACUUAUUUUUCCCUACAUCUGGGACGCUUUUACCCCCCCCCCCAACUUGGAAUAUUUGCUGUCCAUUCAAGUUUGCAGUUACCAAUUCUUCUUAUUUUGGGGGGUUUCUACCCACCCGUCUGGGACAGAAUGAUGAUGUGAAGGCAAGAACUCCUGGCUCACUCCUGGGUCCUGGGUUUGAUUCUGGCCUCAGGCAUCUGUCCAAUGGGACAUUUCCCCCUGUCUGUGUGGGACUCUGGGGUUGUGAUGCUGUCAUGGCAAGGAAGACAUGAGAGAUGUCUGAUGGAGAGAUGAGAGGUGGCAACGUGACAAAGCAAUAGCGCACCUAGGUGACACAACGGAGCCAUGUUCUGCCUGGGGUGCUUUUCCUUGCCUGACAUGAUGUAGAUCACGAUUUCAUUCCCAGCUUUUCCAGCUUUUAGAACUUGGGGUUCCCAGCCCUGGUCCUGGAGAACACUGCCUUCUGAUUUUCGUUCCUAACGAGUAUUCCCAUGGAGUUUUCCUCCCAGCUCUCAGAGACAUGCUGACUAUGUUUGAAUGGUUGUGCCGAAUGGUCCCAGUCCCUCCUGGCAUGCCGUGCUCCCAGGAGAGACUCCUUCUUACCCCCAGAAUAAGCAGCUUGCAGAUGGUGGGUGGACGCGCCUUCUCGAUUUAAAAACCGCCAGUGGUUUUAAGACUUGGCUUUUUGACCAGGACUCCACUUUCUCACAGUAAGAGAAAGUGAAAACUGCCAGACAUGCUCCUCCCACUUGCAGGAAACAUUUAAUUCGCCCCCAAGCUCCACUGCGCCUCAUAGGAGAGUGAGGCCUGAUUGGAUGGGCCACACGUCCCUGCAGGCCUGGCAAGUCG